GAGGUCCAUUUCAACCAACGGGGAAAGAAUAGCACAGACGAUCCCUGUGUGUGAAAAAGAAUGGCUGCCAGUUUGUCUCUCUGGGAGGAGCACCUCUCUUGUCCCAUUUGCUGUGACAUCUUCAGGAACCCUGUGGUCCUCAAAUGCAGCCACAGCUUCUGUGAGGAGUGUCUGCAGAAAUACUGGAAGGAUAUGGAGAAUCCGCUGUGUCCCGUAUGCAAAAAAGAGUGUUCAUCUGACGAGCAGAGUUUAAGCCUCGCCUUAAAGAGUCUCUGUGAUUCCUUACAGAAGGGGGGUGAAAACAUCAGAUCUGAUAACAACUGCCAGCAGCAUGGGGAGAAACUUCAAAUCUUCUGUUUCGACGAUAAACAGCCCAUCUGCGUUGUCUGCUACACAUCAAAAAAACAUAAAGGUCAUGACUGUUAUCCCAUUGAGGAGGCUGUGCCUGAUUUGAAGAGUGAAAUCCAGGCUGUGGUUUCCACUUUGAAGAGCAAACGAGAAAACAAGAACACAGCCAAGAUGUGUCAUCAAAGCUGGGUGGAGCACAUAAAGGGCCAGGCCCAAUGUGCAGAGGAGCAGAUCAGCAGAGAGUUUAAGAAUCUCCACCAGUUCCUAGAUGAGGAAGAGACUGCUAGGAUAGCUACCCUGAGAGAGGAAGAACAGCAGAAAUCUGAAGUGAUGCAAGAAAAAGCUGAGGCAUUGACCAGAGAGAUCACAACCCUUUCAGAGACGAUUGUAGUUAUCGAUAAGGAAAUGGAAGUUGACAAUAUCACAUUCCUGCAGAACUACAAGGCCAUACUUAACAGAGCCGAUUGCACAUUCCCAGAUACUGAAGAUACUCAGGUAGUAUCAGGAGCAUUGAUUGACAUGGCCAAACAUGUGGGAUCUCUCAAGUUCAAAGUCUGGGAGAAGAUGUUUGAGUUUGUUGACUACACUCCUGUGACCAUGGAUCCGAACACAAUGUCCACUAAGUUCACACUCUCUGAUGACCUCACCACUAUGACAUACUGUGACGAGAGGCAGAGUCUCCCAGAUAAUCCCGAAAGGUUUCAUAAUGUAGGAGUGUUGGGUUCUGAAGGGUACAGUAAAGGCAUCCAUUACUGGGAUGUGGAGGUUGGAGAUAAUGAUAACUGGAUAUUAGGAGUAGCCAAAGAGUCCAUGCCACGCAAGACGCAAGUCAAAAUGGAGCCUCAGAGUGGAUUGUGGAUCAUCAAACACAUCAGUGGGAAAUACAAAGCAGGUAUAAAAUCGCACGUCCAGAUCAAGGUAGAUGAGAGCCCACGAGUGAUCCGAGUACUACUGAACUGUGACAAAGGGGAGGUGACAUUCUGCGACCUCACCAAGAACACUACUCUGUACACCUUCAAAGACAAAUUCACUGAAAAGGUGUUCCCAUACUUUAGUAGUGGAAGUAAGAUUUGCCCACUGCGCCUUUUUGUAGCGGGAAAGGCGAAAACUAGCUAAUUGCCAGGGUCAAGUGAGGACAAAAUGUACAAACAUAUGCAAUUAUGUAAUGACUUUAUGUACUGACAUUAGCUGGAAGGUUGUGAAAAUUGUUUGACUAAAACUCCUCUUAAGGAUCGGACCCUUUUCAAUUUUCGCCUAAAAUGACAUACCCAAAUCUAACACAUUGAAGCAAGGAUAUGCAUAUUCUUGAUACCAUUUGAAAUGAAACACUUUGAAGUCUGUGGAAAUGUGAAAUGAAUGUAGAAGAAUGUAACACAUUAGAUCUGGUAAAAGAAAAAACAAAGAAAAAACAACAUUUUCUUUGUAUUUUUUGUACCAUCAUCUUUGAAAUGCAAGAGAAAGUCCAUAAUGUAUUAUUCCAGCCCAGGCGCAAUUUAGAUUCUGGCCACUAGAUGGCAGCAGUGUAUGUGCAAAGUUUUAGACUGAUCCAAUGAACCAUUGCAUUUCUGUUCAAACUGUAUCAAGACUGCCCAAAUGUGCCUAAUUUGUUUAUUAAUAAGUUUUCAAGUUCAUAACUGUGCACUCUCCUCAAACAAUAGCAUGGUAUUCUUUCACUGUAAUGGCUACUGUAAAUUGGACAGUGCUGUCAGAUUAACAAUAAUGUAAGCUUUCUGCCAAGAUCAGAUAUGUCUAUGUCCUGGGAAAUGUUCUUGUUACUUACAACCUCAUGCUAAUCGCAUCAGCCUAUGUUAGCUCAACCGUCCCGUGGGGGACCCACCGAUCCUGAUAAUAAGACACUCUGCCAUCUCAGAAGUAAUGAACAAGUGCUUUAAGCAGUUGCUACAGUAUAUAAAAAAAUGUAAUGUCAUUAAUCAAAAUAAAUUAUAUAUGUAAGUUUCAA
Messenger RNA from Salmo salar (Atlantic salmon), 2308 nucleotides. RefSeq names its product nuclear factor 7, brain. Gene Ontology annotation, biological process: protein ubiquitination. The record is from RefSeq and is a predicted model, not a curated record. NCBI's taxonomy places the organism in Eukaryota, Metazoa, Chordata, Actinopteri, Salmoniformes, Salmonidae. Gene Ontology annotation, molecular function: ubiquitin-protein transferase activity; protein binding; zinc ion binding.